UCUAUGGUCAAUUCCAGGUUUCGGGGAAGUGUUGUCUUAUUGUUCAACAGACAGAUAAACUGCUAUGGUGUUCGGGGACGCUGUGAAAUGACGGUCUUACGAUGUUUUUCAGCGUCCUGUUCGUUCUAGUCGUCGUCCAAGCACUGUCUGAGUCGCCACCGGCUCCACAGAACAUCCAUGUUGAUAACUGGCUGCUGACAUGGACUCCUGCCUCAGAGGGAGAUACCACCUACACUGUUCAGUACAGCCGCUUUAACAACCGCAAGUGGACAAAUGUGUCAUCCUGCGUCCACAUAUCUUCAAAUUCCUGUAAUGUAACUUCCACCAAAGCUGAGGCCGAGCACGGCUGCGUCAGGCUGCGUGUGCGAGCAGAGAGGCGUGGGCUGCCCUCGCCACCAGUCGAAGCCUGUAGCAGACAUGGUGACACCUGUACUCCUGACUUGAGUCUGAUGCCAGGGCCCGGCUCCCUCACGGUUUAUUUGACUAUGAACCACAGUUUGGCCCAGGAAUAUGGACGCCAUGCAAAAUACAGGGUUUACUAUGGCAAGGAAGGAGAGCCCCUGCUGGCAAAUUCCACAAAGUAUGAAGAUGCUGAGGCCUCCGUGACCAUCUCUGAGCUGCAGGAGGGACAGCGGUACUGUGUACAGGUGCAGUACCGUUACUUUAAAAGUAGCAUCGGACUGCCCACCUGUACCCAGUGUGAGCUCAUCCCAGAAUCAAAAAAAGACUCGAACCAAACAGUGAUACUAGUUGUGGGGCCCAUCAUGGUCCCGGUCCUCCUGAUUCCUUUGAUAGCCUACUUCCUCAUCUGUAAGAGUGAGAGAAUCAAGCAGUGGCUGCGACCGCCGUACGAGCUCCCAGAAGAUUUCCUGGAAUCAUUUCCUGAGCAUCACCUUCCCAUCUCCAGCAGCAGCCCCACUGAGGAGUGCUGGGAUGUCAUUUCUUCCAUUUCCCCUCAGGAGUGAAGCAACUGAAAGCAGCAUCUGCUUCUGCACUACUCCUCCUGUUCGCUCUUGUUAUUGUGCCUCACAUUUCUGUCUGGUCUCAGGAUAACAGACAAUUUGAUUUCUAGUUCAAACGUAAUUGCUGGGAAGAGGAAGUCUAAUUUGAUCUACAUCUGGCUUUCACUCUAGGAGAGAAAAGGGAGCAAUGAAAAGACUGAACCACUCUCUAGAUCACUCAAGUAAAAAGGCUCCACACUGUUAUUACCCCCACUCUCAUUUGGUUUAAUAUGGCCUCAAGUCAUCUAGGAAAUUGUAAGUAACAUAAACACUGAGGUCCAAAGUUAAUAAAGAUUGUUACAGGAAAGUGUGUGCCAAAUUGAAGUGCACUUUGCCAGCCUUGUCAGGCUAUGGAGAGCCACAGUUGUCAUUAAUCAGCUCUUUAGAAACAGUUAAAGCCACACACAGACAGGAUCGCACACAAACAGUGCGACCUCCUCUCACCUAUACAUUAGACCGUUCUAGGGAAGAUCUCCACAGUGCCUUCCUUUGAGCCAAGAAUACUGCUGAACAUACUGCUGUACAUUCAUGUUUUAUGUGCUACUUUAGUUUAUUUGAAAGUGUAUCACUCCCAUUUCUUUUUGUUGCCCUAUAGGCAUUAAUGAACAGUAUUAUAACGCUCACAGCAUCAACUAAGUUUGGUUUAAUAAAAUAACCUACAAACACGCAGAUACAAUCCUUAGCUCUGUAUGGCUAUGAGGAGCGUUUGAUAACCCCCAAAUCCUUAAAUGUACCAGUUGAUUUAAUCUGUGAUCUGGGAGGACAUUUUGUCUAAAACUCCUGGAUAUUUCUUGACACUUAUGAAUCAAGCCAUUCUGCAGAAGGCUCCGUUCAGCGGAGGCGCUAAUGUUAAUUGUGUGUUCAGUGGUUCUGUACUGUAAUUGUUAUUCAUUGAAUAUAGAUUAGCUAUAGAUUUUCUGACUAUCAUGAUGUUGCCCUUGUCCGGCUGACAAUAUUGACCGCAUCCGUGGUUUUUCCUGACCUAUGU
This is a messenger RNA of Sander lucioperca (pikeperch), 1989 nucleotides long. RefSeq names its product interferon gamma receptor 2 (gene ifngr2). Lineage: Eukaryota; Metazoa; Chordata; Actinopteri; Perciformes; Percidae. Bases 102 to 965 code for a protein of 287 amino acids. The transcript is spliced from 9 exons. The record is from RefSeq and is a predicted model, not a curated record. Gene Ontology annotation, molecular function: protein binding.